Molecule: messenger RNA, 1249 nt
Organism: Dermochelys coriacea (leatherback sea turtle)
Lineage: Eukaryota; Metazoa; Chordata; Testudines; Dermochelyidae
Gene: CUTA
Product: cutA divalent cation tolerance homolog
Exons: 7
Coding region: 129-551 (140 amino acids)
Biological process (GO): response to metal ion
Molecular function (GO): copper ion binding
Source: RefSeq, a predicted model, not a curated record
CAGUAUGCGGCUGUCCUGGGUCACGUGAAGGGGGACGGGCGGGUUCAGCGCAGAUUGCAGCCGCGGGCAGGGCUGGUCCUAGUCCCCUGAGCUGAGUCCCGUAGGGAAGGUGGCAGCGACACGCGCCGAUGAAAGCUGCCUGCUGCGUACUGUUGCUGUCCCUGUUGAUGGUCUCACUGCUUCGAACCGUGUAUCAGCGUCUCUUUUCCAUGGCGGCUGAAGCCUAUACACCCGGGAGCCUGUCAGCUGCCUUUGUCACCUGCCCCAAUGAGAAAGUGGGCAAGGAGAUUGCAAGGGCAAUGGUAGAGAAGCACCUGGCUGCCUGUGUCAACAUCAUGCCUCAGAUCACAUCCAUAUACGAGUGGAAGGGGAAGAUCGAAGAGGACAGGGAGGUGCUGCUGAUGAUCAAAACCCGGAGUUCCCAGAUCCCAGUACUGACCGACUUUGUCCGGUCGGUGCACCCAUACGAAGUAGCAGAGGUGAUUGCGCUGCCCAUCCAGCAGGGAAACGCACCAUACCUGCAGUGGGUUGGGGAGACUGUGCCAGAGUGAGACCCCCCCCCACCCCACAGCAGGGGACUGUCUGCCCCUACUCUGCCUCAGUGUCCCUGUUUUGAGACACCACAGGAACAGGACUCACUCCAUGGAUUUUGUGUGUGUGUGGGGAUCUGCAGCCAAUAAACUGCCCUCAACGCACCAAGCAACAGGGUUGGCUCCUCAUUCACAGCACACACAGCCCUGGUGUACUUGGGGAGUGAGAUGGCACCUGAGAGCCAGGACUCCUGGGUUCCCUUUCUGGCUCUGAUGGGGGAGUGUGGAGUUGUGGCAGUGGAGGCUUGCCUCCUGGGUUCUAGCCCUUUCUGCAAUACAGCAGCUUGUGGUGCCCUCCCUCCAAUGACCAGGCUGAGUCUGGCUGCAGCAAGCUCUUUAUUGCAGGUGUCAGUUUGUACAGUCAGAAUGGCGGUGGUGACAACAGCAUCAGCACACAGGGAUGGGGGAGAGGGCACAGCUGGCCUGUGGGGAGGGGAACAUACGCCAUCUGUACAGCAGGUUACAAGCAGGAUGGAUGACUGUGCUGGGGGGCACCCCUCUCUUCCCAGGCCUUUGGGAGCUGCCACCUCCCAUUCCUGUGCCCCCAUUUUGCCUUGGCCAGCCCAAUUGUGGCAGGGUGCCCCAAGCUCUGUCCUCGCACAUUGCACUUCAUUAAAUAGAAUUUUUACAGAAUAAUAAAAAAGCAACAAGAAAAUAAA